AUGACACUAGACGAUUCCAAGAUUAUUGCUACACCUGUUGCUCAGAAGCGUCGUAAUGAAACCGGUUCUGGUGAUAAUGGUGAUGACAACAGUGUUUGUCAACAACUCCCAACUCAUGAAAAUGAGGAUGAACAAGAACAAGAACAAGAACAAGAGCAAGACGAUUCGCAUAAUUUUGUGACGCCCAGUCCAAGACCAAGGGUUCCUGGGUUCGCUUACUCUCGAGUCUGGUUGGACAAGCAUCCACAUCGCGAUGAGAUCGAAAGUCUCUUGGAGCUUUCCAGCACUAGCAAGAAGAACGGCGAUAAUAACACUUCCACUCCAAAAGCUAUUUUCGAACAAUCGCCCAAAAAGCCGCCAGGAGGGGGAUCUAAGAAUAUUACGAGUAGUAGCAGUGGUGGUAGUGGCAGUAGUAGUAGUAUGGGAAGAACAAGAACUGGAGUAUCAUCACAGCUACAAGCUACCAUGCAGGAACAAGAAUCAUCAUUGAUCAAUUAUUCUACACCCCUUUCCAAAGCCAAACUUCCAUUUGCUCGUUCUGCUGCUUCUUCAAGCAGUUCUACUACUACUGCUGCUGCUGCUUCUCCAACAGCCGUUGAAACCACUGAUUAUGCCUCGGAACAAAGCCAGAAUGAAAUGAUGAUGCAAGACGUCAUGGAUGACGGCGCAUCCACCAAGACGACCAACAAUGAGGAUGGCACGCCCAAUUCUCACUCGCACCGUACCACGACCAUCAUUCACCGCACCGACAACUCCAAUAGCAACAACCCCAAACAACAUUACUUGCAAACCAUUGCCACCUUGCAACAAAUUCGCGACCAGCUUCAGCAAGAAACAGCCAAGGCAAAAUUGGAAUUGGCAUGCGCCAAACAACAGUUGCAACAUGCGCCAAUGAAUCUUUCUUCUUCUUCUUCUCCUCCUGGUGAGCAGCAGGAAAAGCAGCCAACUUUUGAUUCACCAAACGACUUGGAAGAAGUAGAUCGUGACGGUAGGGAACAUCAGAUGAAAGAGUAG
Molecule: messenger RNA, 1014 nt
Organism: Cylindrotheca closterium
Lineage: Eukaryota; Bacillariophyta; Bacillariophyceae; Bacillariales; Bacillariaceae
Source: the annotation of a GenBank genome assembly